AUGGCGUGCGUGACCGUGUCUCUCGCAUCGGCGACCCCCGCGGUCGCCCCAUCGCUCCGCCGCGCUGCUCACGUCAGGCGCGGCGGCUCCGUCGUGGUCCGCGGCAAGAAGGCGGCGUUCUUCAAGGAGUUCGACGAGCAGUACCAGAAGGACAACGAGGUGAAAGAGAUGGACGAGAACGUGAUGAAUGGGUGGCCUGGACUCGCGAGUGAGUACCCUCGGACCCGUCGAGAAUCGUGCAGACACGCGACGGUACCGUCGAUGUGCCAGGACAUCGGCGACGACAUCGCCACCUACAACGUGCUCACGAAGAAGACCGGCCCGCUUAACGUCACCUGGAACGGCGUCGCCAUGCUCCAGGUGCCCAAAGGGAAGACCGACAAGGAGUCCAACGCCAUCGCCAAGACGGUGCUGAUCCAGCGCAAGGAGAUUGUGCUGCAGGAGGUGGACCGGCUCUACCCGAAAAUGAAGGGCCAGCCAAAGGACUACGUCAUUCAGAUGUUCGAGGAUCCUUUCGCGGACCCGGUGGACAUGACACAGGAGGCGCCGAACGACGUGGAGACCGCGCCCGCGGAGUUCAAGUUCCUGGAGAAAGGCCGUCGAUACCCGUAUUGA
Micromonas commoda is the source of this 615-nucleotide messenger RNA. RefSeq lists its product with no specific name. Lineage: Eukaryota; Viridiplantae; Chlorophyta; Mamiellophyceae; Mamiellales; Mamiellaceae. The coding region runs from base 1 to 615 and encodes 204 amino acids. The transcript has 2 exons. The record is from RefSeq and is a predicted model, not a curated record.